Messenger RNA from Sus scrofa (pig), 17442 nucleotides. RefSeq names its product striatin (gene STRN). NCBI's taxonomy places the organism in Eukaryota, Metazoa, Chordata, Mammalia, Artiodactyla, Suidae. The record is from RefSeq and is a predicted model, not a curated record. Gene Ontology annotation, cellular component: dendrite. Gene Ontology annotation, molecular function: protein-containing complex binding; calmodulin binding; protein phosphatase 2A binding.
GGCCGGCCCCCGCGCCCAGGCGGCUGCUCCCUGCUGACUGGGGUGUGGGCGGGGAGCGGCGGAGGGAGGAGGAGACGCUGCUGGCCGCCGCCGUUGCCUCAGCUGCUGGGCGCCUGGGCAGCUCCCCGGGUUCCUGCGGCCGCCAUGGACGAGCAGGCGGGUCCCGGCGUCUUCUUCAGCAACAACCACCCGGGCGCCAGCGGUGCCAAGGGUCUCGGGCCUCUGGCGGAGGCUGCCGCGGCCGGCGACGGGGCGGCUGCGGCGGGGGCGGCGCGAGCCCAGUACAGCCUCCCGGGAAUCCUGCACUUCCUUCAGCACGAGUGGGCCCGCUUCGAAGUGGAGAGAGCCCAGUGGGAAGUAGAGCGGGCGGAGCUGCAGGCUCAGAUUGCCUUCCUUCAGGGGGAAAGGAAAGGUCAAGAAAAUUUGAAGAAGGAUCUUGUGAGGCGGAUCAAAAUGCUGGAGUAUGCUCUCAAACAGGAAAGAGCCAAAUACCACAAGUUGAAAUAUGGGACAGAAUUGAAUCAGGGUGAUAUGAAGCCUCCAAGCUAUGAUUCUGAUGAAGGUAAUGAAACAGAGGUGCAACCACAACAAAACAGUCAGUUAAUGUGGAAGCAAGGUCGACAGCUACUCAGACAGUACCUGCAGGAGGUGGGUUACACAGAUACCAUUCUAGAUGUGAAAUCCAAACGAGUGCGAGCUUUGUUGGGCUUUUCCAGUGAUGUCACUGACAGGGAAGAUGACAAAAAUCAAGACUCAGUUAUAAAUGGCACGGAGGCUGAAGUUAAAGAGACAGCAAUGAUUGGAAAAUCUGAGUUAACAGAUUCUGCCUCCGUGCUGGAUAAUUUCAAAUUCCUUGAAAGUGCAGCUGCAGAUUUCAGUGAUGAAGAUGAGGAUGAUGACGUUGAUGGAAGAGAGAAAAGCAUCAUUGAUACUUCAACAAUUGUUAGGAAAAAAGUAUUGCCCGAUACCAGUGAAGAUCGUGAUACAAAAGAAGCUCUAAAAGAGUUUGACUUCUUGGUUGCAUCAGAGGAAGGAGACAGUGAAUCUAGAAGUGCCGGUGAUGGGACAGACUGGGAAAAAGAAGACCAGUGUCUGAUGCCUGAAGCUUGGAAUGUGGACCAGGGAGUAAUUACCAAACUCAAGGAACAAUACAAAAAGGAGAGAAAGGGGAAAAAGGGAGUGAAGAGAAAAACUACCGAAGAUCUGUUUCACCCUCUAUCCUAUCUAAAACAGUCAAAACAGGGAUGUGGGAGAAUGAAGCAUCAAAGUAUAGGGCCCAAUAGGUCAAAACUACAAGACAUGCUUGCUAAUUUGAGAGAUGUUGAUGAACUUCCCUCAUUGCAGCCAUCUGUGGGUUCACCUUCCAGACCUAGCAGCUCCAGGCUUCCUGAACAUGAAAUAAAUAGGGCAGAUGAAGUGGAAGCAUUGACGUUUCCUCCUUCUUCUGGGAAGUCCUUCAUCAUGGGAGCAGAUGAAGCCCUUGAAAGUGAACUGGGACUUGGAGAAUUGGCAGGCCUUACAGUGGCCAAUGAAGCAGAUUCAUUAACUUAUGAUAUAGCAAACAAUAAAGAUGCAUUGAGGAAGACAUGGAACCCUAAGUUUACAUUAAGAAGUCACUUUGAUGGCAUUCGAGCUCUUGCUUUCCACCCCAUAGAGCCUGUUUUGAUAACAGCAUCAGAGGAUCACACAUUAAAAAUGUGGAAUUUGCAGAAAACAGCCCCAGCCAAAAAGAGUACGUCCCUGGAUGUGGAGCCUAUCUAUACAUUCAGGGCUCAUAAAGGUCCAGUGCUUUGUGUGGUAAUGAGCAGCAAUGGUGAACAGUGCUACAGUGGUGGUACUGAUGGGCUGAUCCAGGGCUGGAACACUACCAACCCCAACAUCGAUCCCUAUGACUCUUAUGAUCCUUCUGUUUUAAGAGGCCCUCUCCUAGGCCACACCGAUGCAGUCUGGGGUUUGGCUUACAGCGCAGCACACCAGCGUUUGUUGUCCUGUUCAGCAGAUGGCACUCUCCGUUUAUGGAAUACAACUGAGGUUGCUCCAGCCCUGAGUGUAUUUAAUGAUAAUCAAGAAUUGGGAAUCCCUGCCUCGGUGGAUCUAGUGAGCAGUGACCCGAGCCAUAUGGUAGCAUCAUUCAGCAAAGGAUACACAAGCAUCUUUAACAUGGAAACACAACAACGUAUUCUUACCUUAGAAUCCAACCUGGAUUCGACAACCAACUCUUCCUGCCAAAUAAAUAGAGUCAUCAGUCAUCCCACUCUUCCCAUCAGUAUCACUGCUCAUGAAGACAGGCACAUCAAAUUUUAUGAUAACAAUACAGGCAAACUGAUCCACUCGAUGGUAGCCCACCUAGAAGCCGUAACAAGUUUAGCAGUUGAUCCUAAUGGCCUGUACUUGAUGUCUGGCAGUCAUGACUGUUCAAUACGUUUAUGGAACCUAGAAAGUAAGACGUGUAUCCAAGAGUUUACAGCGCAUCGGAAGAAGUUUGAAGAGUCAAUUCAUGAUGUAGCUUUCCACCCAUCCAAAUGCUAUAUAGCCAGUGCUGGGGCUGAUGCACUGGCUAAAGUCUUUGUAUGACACAAUGCAUCGUCUUCACCUUCUAGCUCUUUAUAAAUAAUCAACUGCACAAAAGAGAUACAGAAGACCAGGGCAAGAAUUAACCCAUCCAGCCCUUUUGUUCUGCUGAAGGAGCACAUAGAACAUUUGUUAAAGUAUAGUUUUGCAAUUCGUUUACUGUUUUCUAAAACUAAGGUUUGUUCAGGUUGCUGCAAGCUCAGCUGAAUCUGUAAGCCUGAAAACUUUAACAUUUUUCCCAAAAUAGGAGCUUUUAUUUCUGAGGUGGUUCUAAUUCGCUAGGCAGGCCUGAGCGAAGAACCUAGAUUUAGCUUGUCCCUGUUGAGUAAAUAGGGCACAUUAUAAGGGAUAAUUAAAAAGCUUGAUGGCUGGGAAUGAGUGGAGGAAGAAUGGAAACUUAGACCUAGUUCACCCCUGAGAAAUCUUGUUACAUUAGGUAGUCAAAACAAUAGUCUUUAUCAUACCUGCUGUAGUAACCCCCAUGUAUAUAAUGACCAGGCAGUGUUAAAAUGAGUUUUUAAUUUAGCUCUCCUUUCAAUUGUUCAUAUAAAGCACCUGAAAAAACAUUUUACCUAUUAGAAGGAAAAAGGGAAAUGCAAUAAUAUGUUAAAUAUAUUAUUACUCAGAAAUGCUAAACAAAUAUUUAGUUUGUAAGCAGAUUUCUAUAUUGUAUUACAUUUUUGAAAAUAGAUUUGGUACCAUUCUAAAGUUUAGCAUCAGAAACACUCACUGUUAUGAAGAAUAGUUGAUAGAGUCUGCUUUUACUAAAGGAUUUAACUUAUUCAAGUUUAAGAUUCUGUUUAUUUUUAAGGGCAAGCAGGGCAUAUCUUUAUAAUAAUUUCUAUUAAUUUUAAAAUUCACUCUAUUCAUGUGAUAUUUAUAGUGCCAGAGUGAUUAUUUCAUAUCAAUGAAAUCUUACCUUUCAGUGGUUGAAAAGCUGAAAGUUAUUUACGAGUACUCAUCUGUCAAAACCUAUAUAACCAUGCCUCAUGAUCUCUACUCCUUCUUUGUCUCUUGUAUUCAAAUUAUCUGACACUUACCAAAAAUAGUUUGUAAUUAUUAUGGUUUAAUAGUCCAAAGGGUAUGGUUAACCUCAGGCAGCUGCUUUUGCAGAAGUACUAAAUAAAGCAAAUGUUUUGUACCCUAGAAGUUCCCCUAUUCGUAUCUCCAAGAAGAACCUCUUGGAAGUCUGGAUGGAAUAGUUUGGUGUAUAAUAUUGGUUAAAGAUUUCUCUCUUUCCCCUUCUCUAACCCACCUCCAGCAUUUAAUUGGAAUACACAACAUGUUUUAAUGGGCAGUGAAUCAAUAUUGUUUCUGGGGAAAACCAUGUCUUAAAGGACCAAGGUUCCCUGAGCUCACCUUAUUUAUGGUCUGCAUAUGGUCAGCUCUUGGGAUUUCCAUGACCCCCCUCUCUGGACCUGGUAUGUAGACCUCAUUCCUAUAGCUGUCUCACCUCUCUUCACAUUCUCCUCUUGUUUGCCCAAAUGUCAGAGACCAAUCUGGAAAUUAGAAAUAAGUGAUGCCCAAAUUUCCAGCACAGUAUAUCUUUAAUAGGCUCUCAGACUUAAAAAAAAAAAACCCAUAUCCAUAAGUACUUUAACCUUUUAAUAUAAUUCCUACAUUCCUAUGCCCACAUAUCCCGUUAUCAUAACAGUGGCACUUCCAAUGAUAUCUACAUCUACUCCAUGAAGAAGUAUUCCAGUGAUGGUGUGGAUAUUAAUUGACAGUUUUUCUUUCAAAUAUCUGCUUAUCUGCCGCUAGAAUUCUGCAGCAUACAGGCAAAUUUUCUUUGAAGACCUAUGUUAAAUUUGCCUGGGUUAAUAUUUUGACACAGCUACCUUUGUCAUUUCAUUUGUGCUUUGGUUAACAGCGGGCUCAAGGGUUGCCUUUGUAUAUUCAAAUGAAUUGACCUGGAUGUGAGCUACCAGGUAAUAUUUUAUUCCCACACAGGUUUAGAUUUCCACAUUGUGUUUGGUGAAGUCCUCUUUUGAUUCUUCGCAAAGUAAAUAAAAGAUGUCACUGACAUAAACAUUUGUAGGUUACUGGAAAAUCCCAAUCAGGUGCCCUUAAUUGGCAUGUUUAUGAUGGAUGACUACAAGCUAUUGUUCUACCAGUUAUUGCUUUAAUUAUCUUCCAAGGUCUUCAGUGCCUGCUUUACUUAUGUCACUGGAAGUCUCAAAACCAAGACACUCUCUUCGCCUGAGUUUUAUGCCUCAUGGUUGAAGUUUUUCUGUUAAUGAGUGGAAAAUAACCAUGAGAUACGUAGACUAGUGCAAAUGAUGGAACUGUUGAAAGUUCCUUAGAAAGCCAGUGCUGUGCUCUUGGAGAUUGUACCCAGAAACAGAUUCUUCUCCACUAGCACAGCUUGGAUCUCAGCCUAGAAAUGAGCCAAAGCUGUCUUCCAGCCGGAGAGAAGCAUAUACAUGUGCUGAUUUUUCCCCCAGCCUAUCAAAGAUUCAAUGAAAAUUGGCAAAAUGAACAAAUUCCACAUUCAAACACUCACUGAAAUGCUUUCAUAGUGCUUUAUUUGUAAAUAUUUUGGAUGAAAUGUAUUGGAGUAAUAUGAAAAUCAGCAGGAGAUGUGGGUCCCUGCCUCAUUUUCAUAUGCUGUGGAUACAUCUCUGGGAGCUUGCAGCACCCUUCUCAAAACUCAGCUGUCAUAUGGGGCUCAUUUGCUACUCAAACAAUAGACAAAUAUUUAACAUAAGUGAUAUAAUGACCUUCAGUAUUUUUCUAUUGAACAAGUUUAGCAACUUUUGCCAUUAAACAGAUGAUUAGUUAUGCAGAGUAUUUAGCUUUUAUAAUCAUUUAGUUAUGACUAAAAGGGGGGAAAUUGAGCUGCAUCACUGAUGAUGAACUUUGUGAGAAAUUUUUUGUUUAUCUGACUUUCAUUCCUUCAGUAUUCUUACUAUAAAUUUCUUUUGGAGAUAAUGAUGAAGAUUUAUUUGAAAAUGUCUAAAAUGUAUGUAUAUUUUAUAAAUAUAUAUUAUAUAUAUUAUAGGAAUAUAUAUAAUAUAUAUAGACUAUAUAUAUAUAUAUAUAUAUAUAUAUAAAACAAACCAUAGGUGCAUUUUACUGUUUUGUAUUUUCAUUUUUGGAGGUAGUGUACACAGCAGGUAAUGAUGAGUAUGAUGAUGAGUAUUGUGCUGUUUGCUUUUGCAGUAUAAUAUAUAGUUCUAAAUGUUUAAAUUACUGUAUAUACUAUAUUCAUUAUAGGCUAGCAUGCUUGUUUUAAAGACUGUCAUUCUAGUUUAUUAAAAUCUGAAUGUAAGAAAACUUGGCUAUUCAAAUGUGAAUUGAAAAAUAUUCCAUUCUCAGUACUGAAGUAUUUCCAUUGAACAUUCAGGAUUUUUGACAAAACAGAUAUCAUCAAGAAGGCAAUAGCUAGAGAAAGAGAGGUGCCUUUAAAAAAAAUGCAAAUGCAGCCUUACAGUGAGGAUGAGGAUUGAGUUUUUUUCUGGGUGAAGGGGUGUGAGAGAGUGUGAGUGUAUGUGUGUUGUGUGUAUGCUUGCCAGUCCACAAAGGUCCUGAUUUGUGACCAUCAGUGUCUUUUUAAUGUAUCUGUUCAACUUCUAGGACUUCAGGGGACAUUUCAUGCGCUGUCUUCGUGCUCUUCUGAGCACCAUAAAUACUUUCCAAGAAUUUUGAAUGUGAAUUCCUAGAAAUUUCAAUAGAGAAGAAAAUAACUAUUCUUUCAUUAUAAUUCAAGUUCAGGUAAAAGGAAAAGUUACUGAUUUACCAAAAUUAUGGGAUCUCAUUAAUGUUGGCUAAGUAAAUGUAAUUUUUAAAGGCUCACUUUUUUAGUGCUUCAUAUAUUUCCCCUUUACACAAGAGCAUGUCAUGAAAUUCUUAUGUGAAGGUUAAACUAGUAAAAGUUAUUUUUAGAUUAAACACCUGAACUAGUUAAAAUUCCACCUAAGAAUAGUAUUUAAAUGGCAUCUUUCAUAUCUACCUCUUUGUCAUUGCUGCCAUUUUGACUCAAGCAAAUCUUUAUGACAUCUAAAAUAAUGGUUGGAUGCAAUUUAAAAAUCUGUGUUGGUGCUUUUCUCAGGCUUUGUCAUUUAAGUUGUAUUGAACAAAGAUGUCACAAAUCAGAUUGAAAGGCUUAGAAUUACUUUGAUUUUCUUUUGAAAAAACUGCUUAAAAUUUAUCAAUGUUGAUAGUGGAGAUAGUUAGCUUCUGGUUAGUAUAUAUGUCUGUGUGAUAUUUUCAACCAUGAGCCAAACAGUUAUUGAAUUUACAUGGGAAGAGAGCUCUAAGUAUAAUUUUCUUCAUCUUAUUCUUUGAAAGCUAUUUCAAGGCUAUAAAGUACAUCAUGAUUGAUUUCUUUUACUCAGAAGUUGCCUCUGUGUUACUGUGUUACUUGUUUAGUUAUUUAUGUAAUUGCAGUAUUUUGUUUAACACUGGGAUUCAGGUUGUACAAAAGCAGUAGCUGACAGAAAUUAUAUGUAUAUUUUUCUGAAACGUAUCAAUUCCUUAGUAAGUUCACUUUAGACGAUGGUCCAGAAAACAAACAUGUUUGUAUUUAAAAGCAAGGGACAGGUCAGGUCCUUGGUAAAUGAUUUGAAUUGUUUUACUUUUGCCACUGGAAGCUUUUUAAUUGGCUAUAUCCAUCAUCCACUUGGAUCUCCAUGUUAUUUAUUGGAAGGGAUGCCAGGCUCACAAAGUAUUAAACAGACUGCAUCAUUUUUUUAAAUCCCCCCAAAAGCAAAUAUAAAGCCAAACAGGGAUUCCCUAAAUCUCAUUUAUUUAUUCUAGCAGUAUUCCUAAAGUGGUGCUUAAGGGUCAGAAUUUUUUGGAUCUUUGCUAGUCAAGCUUUAGAUUUGAUUUAACUGGGACCACAUGCCUGUCAUCCCUCUGAUGUAAAUUAGAAAGUUCAUUUUGAUUUAGAUUAACUCUAAUGUCUGCCUGGGUUUUUAACAGGCUGUGAACCAGUGAGUGCCUUGUUAACGUAGAAUGAUUUUUCCCUGGUUGUGUGUUAGCUCCUCUUUGAAAAUGUCUCAGAGAAUGGUAUUUCAAUUGAUUUGUAGAGAGCUGCUAAAUUUGGUAUUAUCGGCAAUCAGAAAGUCUUCAGUCUACCACAUACCACCCUCCCUACUUUCUUCUCAUUGUUUGGCUGAAGUUUGCCUCUUGUGAGAGACAAAUGCCACCCCCUUUUCACAUAGCUUUUUUCCAGUCCAAAGUAAAAGGUAUUCCCUUACACCCAUCCCAACGAUAUGAUCUAAUACUGUUUUUAGGAGGAACCACUUGUUUGUAAUCCUAUAAUCUACUGGUUAUGUUAUGUCUUCUCAACUUCAGUUUACUAGAACUGGCCUCAGGGCAUCAUCAGUUCAGAUUCCUAAAUAACUCCUUUUCUCCACACCCCUCCACCCCUCCAGCUGGUGAGCCCUGGGCCAGAUUGUUCGAUCUUCAGGUAUUUUAAAAUUUAGGUAUAAUAUCAACUAAUGUAAAUUAAUCCAGAUGCUAAUUUUUGUGGUGCAAGAAGUUUCUUUUGUAAAUUCAGGGUAUGGAUAAGCUAAUUAAGAUAUCCUUUUUUGGUGGCUCUAAGUGUAUUAUUUGUUUUUAAAUAAAGUGUACAAAUAUAGAUAACAUGCUAUAGGUGUCUCAUGAAUUGAAAUAUUUGUCAGAUUUGGAAUCUAGUGAAUUUGCAGUUAAGAUACUUGAAUAUAACCUGAUUUUAUUUUUUGUGUGGGAGGUAAUAGAGGGGUGCAUAGAAAUAAAAGUGUAUUAGACAAAGUAGAUGUGAAUCCAAAGUAAUGAACCAACCUUAAUUAUCAAUUGUAGGAAAGUGGAGAAGUUUAUUAUGAUAGAGGGUUUGGAUCUUUGGAAAGCCAGUAAAACUAAAAUAUCCCAUAUGAUUGGAUCAUGAUACUUUCAGGAACACAUAUGUAUCUUUUCUUAAGUGUUUAGUUAUAUAAUUAAAAAAAUUAUACACAUCUAUAGAUAAAUUUAAUGUGUUUUUAUUUUUUCUUUGGCCACUUUAACAAACAAGCAUAAGCCUUUUACCCCUUGCUCCUUGAAAUCAACAUUAUUUUUUAAGGGCUUCCUCUGCCCAGAAUUUACAAUCUCUUUUGUUCUAAUCUGGAGUCACAAUACUCUAUGGAAUCUGAAAGGCACCUCUUUUGGUGUCCUUGAAACUAUCCACUGUUAUAGGAUGCCACUGCAGUAAUGCAUGUUCUAUUCUUUGGUGUAUACACAUUUUUCAGUAGUGUCAAAAAUGUCCCUUUGUCCCUUGUAAUGAGAACUGAAAUAUGAUUUGCUGGGGUUAUUUUAGAGUAAUCUAGCUCAGAAGGUCAAGAGGACUCCAAAACGUUUUCAUGCAUUGAUGGUCCCUCUGGGGUCAGCCCAGGUUCAGAAUGGUAUUCCAGCCUGUUUGGGGUUUUCCUAAGAGUACCACUGAGGCUUCAAGGGGUCCUAGGUUGUCUUGGCACUUAGAGUAUUUCCCAGGAGCACGUAGAAGCCUGAUAGCACCUUUUAACCCAAACACUGUACCAUAACCAUCCCUCCACUUGUUGCUUCUAAAUUACACCUGUCACUUACAAUGAUGGGGACAUGUUCUGUGGAGAAACACUGACAUGCACUUUUGAAAAUUGAAUUCCAUUAUUUUGUGAAACACAAAUUUUAAUUUAGUGUAUUUUGUAUACUUUCAAAAUCAAGCAGAAUCCUAAAUCUGCCUAACAAAAUUAUUCACCUUGAGCUUCACUUAGAUCUUACAAAACCCUAAGCCCUUUCUUAUUCCUGGUUGUGAUGGUGGUUUCAGUCAGACUUGAAGAAGGAUCUGACUGUUUGGGAGAAUAAAAUCUUUAAUAUCAUGCUAAUAGGAAGGGUCUAUUUCAUAGAAAAUUCUCUUGUCCUUGGUUACUUAGCCAUUCACCUUGCAUGAAGGCUGGUCCAGAUGCUAACUCCACGUUGACUUUUCCUGUGUGUCUCUUUAAAGAGAUAAUUAAUCCAGUGAUGUGAAGGAGAACCCACAGUAAAACAUCUGUUAAAUAGCACUUGGAGUACUAGAGUUAGUAUUAUUAAUUCACGUGCCAAAGUUUUUCAUGCCCUCAUAAGAUCCAGGGUAUGUAUCAGGUUCUCUGUCUAUAUAUAACCUCAAACCAAAGAUAUUUUUGAAUUACCUCAUAUAAUAGCAUCAUCAAAUUAAGGGUAAUGGUAGGGAAACCCAUCAUUCAAAUGAGAAUUCCCAAACCAAAAAACUGUAAUAAAAAAAACCUGCAUGCAUGAAAAGCAAAAUUUUAUGUUAAGCAUGCGUUGUAAAAAUCAGCAGCUUGUGGUUUAUAUAUGUUGAAAUAUUAAUGUAUACUGACAUUCAACUACUCCUUAUGGAAAUGGGACAAAUAAUUUUUUAUCAAUAAGAUUAAUUUUCUUUAGAGCAAAAGAAAUUCAUCAGAAAGUUUACAUUGGAUAUUGGAUAACUUAGGUGAGGGUGUGGGGAAAAAUGUACCACACUAAAAAGGAAAAAGGAGUUAGCCUUUGAUCUGGAUCCAUCACACAUGGUCUUCCUUUCUCUUUAAAUGGCCUGGAAAGGUGACCUCUGAGAUCCUUUUCCUCUGUAAAAGUAAAUGGUUCCAGUUCUGGCUUGUUUUGUAAUUAUCCCUGUAAUCUAAAAGAUUUUUAAGAAAUAAAACUAUCCUAGAGUCCCCUGAUUAAAAAGUACCAUACAAUACAGCUUUUUAUUAUAUUGUAGCAGGCUGUAUUAAGACAGGGCCAAGUGUGCUGUGACAUCUACAUAUGUUGGAACAAAGACCAGACAUGUAAGAAAUGUGGCCAACUGGUGACCUCAUGAAAAGAUAGAACCUUUUUUUUUUGGCCACACCCGCAACAUACAAAAGUUCCCAGGCCAGGGAUCAAACCCCAGCCAUAGCAGUGACAUCUCUGAAUCCUUAACCGCUAGGCCACCAGUGAAACCAGAGAAUCAUUUUUAUGGGAUGAGUUCUGUUUUGAAUGAUUUCGACUAUGUUUUUAGAAGCAUUUAAGAAAUAUUUACAUCUUUUUCUAUAGAUUUGGAGAUCACAUAUUUCAGAAUAUCCUAUUGAUGGGAUUAUUGACUCAGUGUAUAUUAUAGAAAAAGAAGAACUCCAUGGUCUCAUCUUUUGACAGUCAUUUAUGGAUAACACUCCUGACUCUUGCUCCCCACAAAUACUCACAUGCCAUGGAAGAGUUCUUUCAAAUGUGGUAAAUAUUUCAGUAUAUUGCUAACUGGAAAAGCAGUAUUUUUAUACAUAGCUUGUAGGUAAACCAUGGAGCCUUGUGCUCUUUGAUACAUGUAAAUAUGAAUGGAACAUUAAAAUAGAGUAUGUGUAUUAUGUAAAUAAUGUUAGUAGUAUCCCUUUAAAGCUAUUAAGGGUAGAUUCUGCCAAUUGUCAUUCACAGAUUUUGGAAGUGUGCAUGUUUAGCCAAAAUACCAUUUGACAGUUCAUUUAAGGAGAAACUUUGUUUUUCAAUAAAGUAGUACCUGUUCAAUUUCCUUGUAUAGGUCAGGGUCAAAAGAAAUGAGGCUUUCAGAGUUCCCGUCGUGGCGCAGUGGUUAACGAAUCCAACUAGGAACCAUGAGGUCGCGGGUUCGGUCCCUGCCCUUGCUCAGUGGGUUAAUGAUCCGGCGUUGCCAUGAGCUGUAGUGUAGGUCCCAGACGUGGCUCGGAUCCCACGUUGCUGUGGCUCUGGCGUAGGCCGGUGGCUACAGCUCCGAUUCGACCCCUAGCCUGGGAAUCUCCAUAUGCUGAGGGAGCGGCCCAAGAAAUGGCAAAAAGACAAAAAAAAAAAAAAAAAAAAAGAAAGAAAUGAGGCUUUCUCCCAACUCUGAAACAUUCAGACUUACUUUUAUUCCUUUGGCCAAUCUUUUAAACAAGCAAGACAACAAGCUCCUUAUUUCUCAUUGUUGUAGGAUACUUAGGAAUAUACAUCUAAUGAUACAGUUUUUAAAAAAUGAAGCUUGCAAGCAGACCUUUUUCUCUUUAGAAACAUCAUUGCUUUCUCGAGGCAGAAAUAAUUUUACUUUUGAACUUGAAGGCUGUGGAUCCUGGCAGUUUUGUGCCUUUGAUGAAUGCAAGUUAAUACAGCUUGCUUCUGCAGAUAGACGCAUUUUAUUUUGUGUGGUCUUUAGAAAUUAUUUUGGAAGUACAAAGAUUGGUAAAGAAGAUAAUAAUAAGUUUAAUUUACAUAUGAUAUAUUUCAAAAUCUUGUGGAUUUUUUUGAAGCAUGGGCAGCAGGUAGUGAUGAGUUUUAUUAUGAAUGCCUUGAUUCUAACCCUAUCUUCAACCCAAACUUUGCAUAUUAGGUAUUGCUCACUUGUAGCCUAAAAAAAAAUGAGUUAAUUGUUAUUUGUUUGCUUCUGUCUCUAUAAGCUCCUUGAGGCAGGAACCAUGUUUGUUUUUCAUAUAUUCCCAUUAACACCUCUCCUGAUGCCUUACCAUAUGGAAAGUACUCAAUAAAUACUUACUGGUUGAAUGAUCAGAGAACACAUUUUAAAACUAUCCAAAUCAUCAAAGACAAGGGGGUGGGGAGGCAUCCAUGCCAGUCCUUAGAUGCUCUCAAAUGUGUUUAGGUUUGUGGAUCUGAUGCUAAGAAUGAGGUGUACACCCUACUUGGGGAGGAAUUUAGGCUCACCUGGAAGGUGACAAUAGAAUGCCUCAUCCUUUUCUAAACAAUUACAUUUUGUCCGCUUUGAAACUGAGCAAAGCAUGUGGGGGACUAGGUGGUGUCUCUAAGCCUUGUUGUGAUGUCUCUCUGCCCUCCCAGCCUCCUGAACACCAACUUACUGACCUCUGAUCCCUUGACAGGGAACUCUCUAACCUGAAACUAAACCCUGCCUUGACUAUCUUGGGCCCAGACCAGGUCCACCACUCUUUUUCCUUAUGAUCCUCAAAUGGUCUGCUUCUCCGGAAUGGCUUUUCUUCUUCAAAGAGGAAGGAAGAUUGUCCCAGUAGAAGCUUGUUGAGAAAGGCAUUCCUCUGGGGAGCUUGCUUUGGAGUUAAAGAGCUUGCUUGGACCAAGUUCUUAGAGCUGUUUUUGUUCUUAGGGAAGUUUUGUCUUGAAGAUCUGAUGGUAAUUAUCUAAAUGCUUAUUACCUCUCCUAGGGAUAGUUCUGCGUUAUCUUGGUUUGCUGCUACCACUCCAGGAGGGCCCAGGAGGCUUGAGGCUUGAGCUGAACAGCUUAAUUGCUUCAGGAGUAAAAUAGUCAACUAGUUAGAGACAGGGUGUUUAUAUCGAACAAUCAAAGGACUGUUAAAUCAUUAAGAGACUCAUCAACAGAGUAGUGAAUUACGUGACUACAAAAUAUUCAACUAAAAAAUCUCAAAAUAAUAUUAAACCUAUAUAUUCUGUAAGAACUAUUGUCUCUCUUUUUUAAUUAUUAAAAUACAAUUUCUGUACACUCAGUAUAGCACAGAGGAAAGAACAGGAUUAUGGCCUGGGCACAGAGCGUUUGUUGUCUGUGAGACUUUAAACAAGCUAAUCUGAAUUGGUUUCUCAUCUAUGAAAUGGGUACUAUAGAUCUACUCACUUAGAUUGACUUGAGAGAGUAGAUAUAAAACACUCUAAAUCUCGGGUGGUAGUAAGCAUUCAAGAAAUAACUAUUCACUUCCUGAAUUCAGUCUUCUUAUCAUGAAAUUCUGUCACCCUCCUGAGAGCUUCUGGAAUAUCAGAUUUUUAGGAGAAAUAAGGUUAAAAUGAACAUCAGGAGAAGCCCUAAAGAAGUUAUACAUAAAAUAUUACUUUCCUCAAUAAUUGAGUGCCUGCUAUGUGCUAGACUAUUCUAAGUGCUGGUGUUAAGUGCUGUAGCAGACAAAAUCCUUUACCUGAUACAGCUGACAUUACAGCUGGGGGAAACAACAAAUAAUACAAGUAAAAUACAUGGAAUAUUAGUGAUAGGUAUAAGGAAAAACAAAAAGAGGGGAGGCGAUUUGAUGUUUCUCAGAUUAAAAGAGUGACAGGGAUUUCCUCUUGUGACUCACCGGAAACGAAUCCGACUAGAAACCAUGAGGUUGCAGGUUCGAUCCCUGGCCUCAUUCAGUGGGUUAAGGAUCCAGCAUUCCCGUGAGCUGUGGUGUAGGUCGCAGAUGCGGCUCAGAUCUGGCGUUGCUGUGGCUCUGGUGUAGGGCAGAGGCUAUAGCUCCGAUUUGACCUGUAGCCUGGGAACCACCAUAUGCCACAAGUGCGGCCUUAAAAAGCAAAAAAAAGGAGUGAUGCAAAUUAAUACUACUUCCGUUUAAUAAGUUAAUUAAAAGAACAAUACAAAAGAGCAAUAAAUGAAAUAAAGAUGUGUAAUGGCAAAACUAAUAUCUCACCAUACCAUUUCACUCCCAACUCCGUUGUAGCAGCCUGAUAUCUCUUUCUAUAUUCUUAUUCACACAAAUAUGAGUACACAGAUAUUACAUACAGGGUUUUGUCUUUUUCUGUAGUUAUUCUGAAAUUUCUAAAAUGUAAUGUGUAUUGUGAGCACCUUACAAGUAUAUAUAUACAUAUAUAUGUAUAUAUCUUUUAAAUUUCUUAAUUUUUAUGCACAAUUUUACAUAAAAUAAUUUUUUGAUGGGUCGGUUUGCUUUACAUGGGAUUAUAUACAUCCUCUGCAUUUUUCUCAAUCAACAACAUAUGAAUCCCUCCACGUCUAUCUUAUAGCUCUUAUUUCAUUCUUUUUAAUGCUGGGUAUACUGUAUGAUGACAAAGUUAAUGUGAUGGGCGUUCAUUUCGUUAGCAGAUUUUUACUGUUAUGGUAAUUGUGCCUGUGCACAUAUCACGACCAUGAUAGUUUUACUUCUAUGGAAUAGAUUCCCUGGAUUAGGAUUGCUGGGGUGAGGAAUAUACAGAUUGAAAAAACUUUAGUAGGUGUUGAUAGAUUGUGUCCCAAAAAGAUUGGGAUAAUUUACAUUUCCAUCAGAAAAUGUACCAAAAUACUCUUACCCUUUAUACUUACUAGCAAAAAUUAUAGUGUUUAAAAAAAAAAAAAAAAAGAACCUGGUGGUGGGUAUAGUGAUUUCUUGGCAUUAUUUUAUUUGCAUUUUCAUUACUACUGUAAAUCUGGACAAUCUUUCUUUUGUUCUUUGGUCAUUUGGAUUUCACUCAUAUUUUAAUUACCUAUUGUAUUAGUUUUCUAUUGCUGCAUAACAAAUUACCACAAACUCAGCAGCUUGAAACAGCACCCACUGGUUAUCUCACAGUUCUGUCGGUUAGAACUUCAAGCAGGCUUUGAUAGGGCUCUCUGUUUACUGUUCAGUAAGGCUGAAAUGAAGGUGUGUGCUAGCCUGGGCUCUUAACUGAAGGCUCUGGGGAAGAAGUUCACUUUCAAACUCAUUCAUGUUGGUGGAGUUUGAUUCCUUGGAAUUGUAGGGUAGUUAUAGCACGGAGGGUCCUGCUCCCUUGCUGGCUGUUAGCCAGGGAUUGUUCUCAGCUCCUAGACGCUGCCCUCCAGUCUUUGCACGGGGUCCCCUUCACCCUCAAAGCUAGGAAGGCUUCAUCAAAUCUUCUCAUGCUUUGACUCUUUUCUGCUACCAGCUGCAGAAGACUGCUUUUAAAGGGCUCCUGUGACAAGGUCUGGUCCACCCAGAUCAUUUCCAUUUGUUAAAGUCAGCUGGUUAGCAUCUUUAGUUAUAUCUGCAAAAUCCUUCACUCAAUAAAUGUAGCAUUAUCAUAGGGGUAACACUGGGGGCAGAAAUCAUGGGGGCCAUCUUAGAAUUCUGCCUACCAUAAAUAUUCCUAUUUUAAUUUAUACUUUUAUAUUCAUUUUAAUUUUAUUCAUAUUUUUUGCUUAUGUUUCUAUUUUGCCUUUUUAUUUAACUGGUUUGUAGGAGCUUCUUAUAUUUCAUAUUAGGCCUUACUACUCUUGGUUGCAAACAUUUUUUUUCUCUUAUUAGCUAUCUGUUAACCACAUUAAUAAGCACUUUAUCCAUAGAAAACUUAGCCAUAUGGAUUUCACGCUUAAGGUUAAUUGCAUAUUUGCAUUUUUAAUUCACAUUCAAAAUACUCAUUUUUAUUUUCACUUUUUCAUUUUUAUUAACAUUUUGCCUAUAUUGCACUUUAAAAAAUUGUAAGGAGUUCCCAUCAUGGCGCAGCAGAAACAAAUCCGACUAGGAACCCUGAGGUUGCGGGUUCGAUCCCUGGCCUUGCUCAGUGGGUUAAGUAUUCGGCGUUGCUGUGAGCUGCAGUGUAGAUUGCAGAGGAGGCUCCACUCUGGCGUUGCUGUGGCUGUGGUGUAGGCUGGCAGCUACAGCUCCGAUUAGACCCCUAGCCUGGGAACCUCCAUAUGCUGCAGGUGUGGCCCUAAAAAGACAAAAGACAAAAAAAAAAAAUUGUAAGUGCUCUUUGUGUAUUAUAUAAACUCAUUAUUUGUAAAUUUUAUCCAGAUCUAUGAUUUGUCUCUUGACCAUAUUUAUACCUUUUCCCACUAAAAAUCACUCUAUUAGUAUAUAUCCAAUAUAUAUAUUUUCUGUAUUGUUUAAGGUCUUCACCCCUGGGUGGCAUGUAUAGUCUCCUGGAAUGGCUUCUGCAUUAUAUUUUUGGUUUUUGUUGUUAGUGGUUUUUUUUACAUCUGUCUUUAUUCCACUUGGAAUUUGUUUUUGUAUAGAAUGCAAGCAAUAGAACCUUACUUUCUUUCUGAGUGAGUUGCCAAUUUUUCUAGCACCCUUUAUUAAAUAAACUGUCUUUUCCUAAUGAAUUGAUACAUUAACUUUGUCACAUAUUACAUUUUCAUAUAUGAUAGGAUUUAUUUCUCAAUAUGCUAUUCUGUCUUGUGUGCGUGCGCACGUGUGCACAUGCCUGCACGUGUGCGUGUACGUGUGUGUGUGUGUGUGUUUCUGGCUGCGCCCGUGGCAUGUGGAAGUUCCCCAGCCAGGGAUCAAACCCAUACCACAGCAGCAGCCUAAGCCACUGCAGUGACAACACUGGAUCCUUAACCCACUGAGCCAUGUGGGAACUCCUGCUCUUCUGUUUUACUUCUAGUUCUCUUUACAUAUGGCAAUAUCAUAUGGAUUCAAUUACAGUGGCUUUCUAUUAUAUAUGUGAACAGUGAUGUUAUAAAAUGAUCAGGCAGAGCAUUUUCCCACCCUACAUCCUGCCGGCUGUUCUUUUUACUACUUUUCUUGGCCAUUUGAAGUUUGUGAUCAUUUUAUGUAAUUAGGAGUUGAUAUUGCAUUAAUUUUAUAGAUUAAUUUUAGGAAAUUUGACAUAUGAUAUUGUCUUCUAAGAACUAAGAAAGUUAUACUUUCAGUUUGCAGAGAUCUUGUCUCUAUCUGUAGUAAGAUUUGAGAAUUUUCUUCAAAUAAGUUUUGCAUCUUUUUUAUUCAAAGUGUUCUUGUUUCUUAGCCUUUUGGUCAUUACUUUGAAUGAGUUUUGUUUCCAUUUCUAAAGGCUUAUUAUAAAUAAAGAAAAAGCCUGUUUUUUUCUGUGUACUUAUCUUGUAUACAGCAAAUUAUUAUAUAUACUUACUAAAUUUUCUCAUUAAUUUCAGCAUUUUUCACCAGAGUCUCUUGGGAUUUUUAGAAAUAUAAUUGACACACACAAAAAUAAUUCAAUUUGUUUUUUGCAAUGUUUGGCAGAUUCUUUUCUAGAAUCUUUAUUUUCUAGAAACUCCAUCAUACUGUUUGUGUUAAUGGUGAUAGCAGGCAUCUCUGUUAUUGAUUUUAGUUGAGAUAGUUUGAGUAUAUAACUAUUUAGAAUAUUUGUUGCUAAUUGGUAAAUUAUCUUAUUUAAUACUUUUCUUUCCUGUUUUACCCAGAGAUUUUAUUAGGUAUAGCUGCUGAUUUUAUCAAAUGUAGCAUUUUUUGAAGUGGUUAUGUGUUACUUUCUUUUACUCUGUUGACUAGCUGGAUUAUGCUAGUAGAGUUGCUGACCUUAAACCACUCUUGUCUCCUUGCAAUAAAGCCUGCUUGGUCAUAA